This is a messenger RNA of Hyaena hyaena (striped hyena), 3955 nucleotides long. It is a transcript of the gene CFAP92, whose product is annotated as cilia and flagella associated protein 92 (putative). The record is from RefSeq and is a predicted model, not a curated record. NCBI's taxonomy places the organism in Eukaryota, Metazoa, Chordata, Mammalia, Carnivora, Hyaenidae.
CGCCGGGCCCGGCCGCCCAGCAGCGGGGCUGCGAGCCGGCGGACGCCACGCCGGGAGUGCCGCGCAGGAUGUCCCCGCAGGCCUGGGAGUGGGGAGAGGAGGACCGGCCGAGCCCGGCGCCCAUAUCCUCCAUGGGCAGCUUUUACCAGUCCGGGAGCGAGUGCGAGAUGGAGGAGCACCUGAGGGCCCGGGCCCCGGAGUCCGACUCCGACCAGCGCUGCGGCAGCGAGUCCUUGUCCUCACCCGCCGGCAGCUUCGGCUCGGAUGUGCCCCAGGUUGUCCCCUGCAAGUUCGUCAUCUCGCUGGCCUUCCCGGUGACUGCUGGUCAUAGAGGAAAAUCUACAUUUUUCGUGGAAAAACAUAGGAAACAGUCUAGAACGGAGAAACUUGCCUCAAAGUCUCGCCGGUACUACCACACGGAGUAUUUCCUUCUGCCGGAUGAUGGGGAGCCUAAAAAAAUUGACAUGGUGGUGUUUCCAACGGUGGCCAAAUUGUUCCUGGAUUCAGGAGUCAAGACGGUGAGGCCAUGGCUUGAAGGGGACAAGAUCUGGGUGUCAUGGACCCAAACUUUUAACAUCAACGUGACGAAGGAAUUACUAAAGAAAAUCAGUUGUCACAAAAUCACCUUGAAGGUCUGGGAUACCAGGGACAGGGUGUCCAGGAAAGUCAGGUACUACCGGUUAAAGACCCCUGUGUAUCCAGAUGAUGUCGGGUCUUCUGAGGAAGUGAAACAGCUGGUUUUAAGUCAGAGAAGGUUGUGUGAGCAGGGCGCACACCGCAGAGAGGGGUGGAGCCAGGAGCACGCGCCAGAAAGGGCAGAGAAGGCCGGAAGACACACGAAGCCCUUGCCUGAUUCUCACACAGCAGAGCCUGAAGCUUUUUCCAAGAGUUCCGAGGAAUAUGAAAAGGCACUCAGAACGGAUGAUCUUGGCACAGUUCGAUGGAGUAUUUUAAGAGAACCAGCCAUUGGUUUGGGAGCCGCAACUGGGAUGGAGAUGAAAGAAUUAAUGGAGAGAUCAUCAUUUAGCAGUUUGACAAACAUAUUAGAAAAGCCGAAAUUUCAGAGUAAACAGAAAGAGUCAGAGGCGAGAAAGAAGGCCCAGAGGAGAAAGAAGAAAUCUCCAGGGGAAGACAGUGACUUCAAGGGGGCGGAAAAUGAAAAGCACGGAGUCUUCUCUACGGAGCUUGUGCUGAUGCCGCUCCUCGCAGGAUGGCAAACUGUCGUGAGCUGUGGCUGUCAGAGGUCGGCCAGCGUUUUAGAUUGUUUUUUGAGUUUUAAAACAGAAGUUCCUAUCAUGACUGAGGAGCAGAAGCAGGAUUUAAACCCUCUGACCAUAAAGAUCAAGUGUGUUUCCUGCCUCCCAUCACAACCCGUGCCAAUCCACGAACUAGAGCGGCUGUGCGCCCCCGUGUACUGCAAGUACCAGUUCUUUAAGACUCCAGUUCACAGAACGGAGGGGAAGCCCCAUGGAACACACAUCUGCUUCCAGGACAUCAACGUCAUCUUCCUUGGGACGAUGCAGCUCAGUGACCUGAGGGAAUAUCUGGAGGGGCCCCCCAUGGUUGUGGAAGUUCACGACAGGGACCGCAAGGUGGAGGAGUUUUCCCGGAAGCCCGCCCUGUUUGGGGAUGACCCCUUGGAUUCAUACUUCAACCUCCAGGCCCUCCUCUCCCCGGAGGAGACCGAGAACAACCCCUUCGAAUCCCAGAACAAGACGUGGGACCCUUACGGGGUUGCCAAGGUCAGCUUUGCCGACCUUCUCCUUGGCCACAAGUACUUGAACUUGGUUGUCCCCAUCCGCAGGUGUGAGCCCAAGGCCGCACACCACAGCCGGGACGGCAGGAGGAGGAAGGCUGGGGGGUUUCGGGUCCCCACAGACGGCUUCCAGCACCACCCAAUGCCUGUGGGCCACUACCUGGAGGCUGACUCCCAGCUCAAGCUGCGGGUGGACAUCGCCGCGCCGCUGUGGGUCCGGGCCGAAGCCCCCGGCCCAGGACUCACAGGCCCCCUGUUUGGCCGCAUCAUUUUCGUGUUUGACUCCCGGAAGCUCUCCCUCCUCUACAGCCUGCUGGAGGACAUCACCUCGAUCAACGCCGAGGCCCUUGCUCUGGACUCCUGCCCCGCGGGGAACGUCCAGAAGGUUCUGUCUGCCCUUACGAUGCGCCUGGGGAGCCAGGAAAGGCGGGACCUGGAUGUGCUCACUGGCUUCCACCUGCUGGACGGCAACAUCCACCUCGUCGUUCUGGAAGGUUUGGCUGACCGAGGCCUGCGGCGGCUGUGGGGCAGCCAUCAGGGCCGGGAGCACCCGCGCAGGCAGGUCGGGAGCACCGGCUCAGGUAGGUCGGGAGCACCCGCGCAGGUAGGUCGGGAGCACCCGCGCCGGCAGGUCGGGAGCACCGGCUCAGACCACCGGUCCCCUGGACCCCCGGCCCUCCGGUCCCCCGGCGCCCUGCCCCUGGUCCCCCGACCCCGGCCCCCGGACCCGGGGGAGGGCAGCGAGGAGGACUCUGGGGGGGCCCGGGGACGGCCGCUCGGUCCCCCCGCUGCUGAGACGCGGCGCGGUGUGUGCAGCGGCUUCCUCCUGCGGCGGGAGCUCUGGGACCGACGCCCCGGAUCGGCUGGCGGGGUCUACGACAUCUGCUACCGCAGCGCCGGACUCCGGGAGGCGGUCGCCAGGGACCUGCUGCCCUCCUCCGCCGGGGUCUCGGACCUGAGCCAGCGGCUGGGGCGGCCCAUUUCGCACGGAGACCUCACAGACGGGAAGCCGGUGGCCUCGCCCGCUCACCCCGCCCCCAGCCUGGAGGCCUCCCCGGGGCGGAAAUCCGCGCUCGCUCCGGAGAUCCCGGCCCCCCAGAAGGCCCUGCGGGGGCGGAGCAGCCUGGCCCCGAAGCCCGGAAGCCGGGGGCUCGGCGCGGUCCAGCUUAUUCAUCCUGAUUAUUGGAAUGUUCUCGUCGCUCACCCGAUGGCCCGAGGCCUCUCUGCCGUCAGUCCCCGUAGCGGCCGAGUCGCAGAUUGGGUCUUUCCCUGGCUGCUCUGCUCUCUGAGACCCCCCCCCCGCCCCCCGAGGCCAAGGCGGGGCUGGUCUACGGUGAAAAACAUCGGCGUCCACCAGGGCGGCCGGAAGCCCCCGAAGGCGGUGGUGAAGGUGAUCAGAAUUGCGGCCCCCGCCGGCGGCGCGGUUUAUAACUACGCGAUCCAGACCCUCAAUUCCGCGCAGCAGGCCAAGAGGGCGCUGUACCGGGAGAUGGCCAAGGAGCCGACGAAGAGGUUCACGUACUCCCAGGACUUCCUCUCGGCCACGGUGGAGCCGAGGGACCCCGAGGAGGAGGAGAAGGCGGCCAGGAGGGAGUCCCGCCGGGCCUGGAUCACAGCCAGCGGGUUCCAGCUCGCGGGGCUUCACAAGGGCACGGACAGCGCCCGGUGCCUGAGGCUGCCGCCCGCGGGCCCCGAGCUGGAGGAGUGGCGGGAACACACCCCGCUGGCCAGCCUGCCGGAUCGAGGCAGGUGGACCUGGGACCGGCGCCGCCAGGACUUCGACCUGUACAGGAAGCCGCCGCCCUUCUUCGAGCCGCCCUCGACCGGACCAGCGUUUAAGGAAAACCCGGAGACGCAGGUGGGAAACGGAGGCUUGAACCGGGGGCCCCAGCGUUUGAAAGUCGGCUGCGUGCGGGGAACGAACUGCCCCAGCCCCCCGGUGCGGACAGCGCGUCCCACCGACAAAACCCUAGGAACGUCAGCUCUCGCUGGAAAGUCCCCUCCAGGGUCACCAGGCUUGUCAACUUUCACCUCUUGAAGAUGAGUCACCCACGCGGCAGACUCGCUCGGACGGCAAGGGCCCGGCCUCCGGCCCCCCCCCCCGCCCCGGGGCCCGGGCAGCAGGCGUGCAGACACAGGCAGAGGCCUGGCCGCGUCACCUCGCGCUUCCCUUCUGUCCCCGCUGCAAGAGCGAGGAGG